Molecule: messenger RNA, 5949 nt
Organism: Labrus mixtus (cuckoo wrasse)
Lineage: Eukaryota; Metazoa; Chordata; Actinopteri; Labriformes; Labridae
Gene: itgb5
Product: integrin, beta 5
Exons: 17
Coding region: 562-3162 (866 amino acids)
Biological process (GO): cell-matrix adhesion; integrin-mediated signaling pathway; cell adhesion mediated by integrin
Cellular component (GO): cell surface; integrin complex; focal adhesion
Molecular function (GO): integrin binding
Source: RefSeq, a predicted model, not a curated record
AGGACAUUUAAAUUCUGCUCGGGUUUCUGUUGAUCGCAGUAGCACAUAAUGACCUGUGGCUGCAGUUCCCCAGAGCCACCACUAGAUGUCCUCAAAAACAGCGGAUGUCAGUCUCUCCCUGGUGCCAAGCGCUCAACAGAGCAGCGAAAGGGUUAAUGUAAUCCACAGGAGAAAUGGGCGGAGAUUACAGCUGGGACACAAACCGGACAAACCGCCAGAGAAACACGAAUGUGGAGAAGAAAAAAUCACUGCUAGUGGUUGCGUGAAAUCAUCUGUGUAUCUCUUGGGCUCUCUUUGUUUCUUCUUCCAGCUCAACCUCUGCUCUGUUUGAGACCGAGGAGGUGUCUGAGGUCGAUGGAGAAGUUGAGGAGUCGCUGUCAGAUAUGGGAGAAGUAGUCAGGACGUGGAGAGCCGAAGCUGCAGAGUCCGACCUGAGAAACUUGAGUUGUGGGAGCGAAUCAACAGGACUGCUCUCUCUCUGCUGCAGGCUGUGAAACAAUGGCAAACUGUCUGUGCCUGCACACGGAUCCUCUGUUAUAAAACCGGGAAUACGCGCGUUACAUGCGCUCACAUGGAAUAAUAAACACACCUUCAUCUUGCUUUUUUUUGGCACAAAUCAACAGGAAUACUUCCGAUGAGAGCGCUCAUUGUUAUGUAAUAAGUCCGUGUCAGCUGCAGAAGAAGUGCAACAGAUCUGUUCCCCCCCCCCCCCCCCCCACGUCAGCGUUGAUAAACACGCCGAGUGACACCAUGUGCAGCCCGGGGACGUGGAUGUGGAGAGCCGCUUUGUGCUGCGCGCUUCUGGAAACAUUGCUGCACACUGCCAGAGGUCUCAACAUGUGUAUGAGUGGCAGCGCUACAUCCUGUGAAGAAUGCCUCCUGAUUCACCCCAGUUGUGCCUGGUGCGCACAAGAGCACUUUGGGAGGGGUCGGACUCUGACAUCGAGGUGCGACUUCAAACAAAACCUGCAUAAGAGAGGCUGCGAUCCGCUGUUCAUAGAGUUCCCCAGCAGCAGCGUUUCUAUCCUGCAGAACAUGCCGCUGAGCGAUAAAGGGUCCGGGGCGACCCAAUACGAUGUGGUCCAGAUUAUGCCCCAGAGCGUCUCUCUCAGCCUGCGGCCCGGAGAACAGACGUGGUUCGGGCUGCAGGUACGGCAGGUGGAGGACUACCCAGUGGAUCUUUACUACCUGAUGGACCUGUCUCUGUCCAUGAAGGACGAUCUGGACACCAUCCGAAACCUGGGCACCAAGCUGGCUCAGGAGAUGGGCAAACUCACCAGCAACUUCAGACUGGGCUUUGGUUCCUUUGUGGACAAAAACAUGUCGCCCUUCUCCUACACAGCACCCAAGUAUCAGGAGAACCCCUGCAAUGGAUACAAACUGUUUCCUAACUGCGUCCCCACCUUCGGUUUCCGUAACAUCCUCUCGCUGACGGACAAGGUCGACCGUUUCAACGAGGAGGUGCAGAAGCAGAUGGUGUCCCGCAACAGGGACGCACCUGAGGGCGGGUUUGACGCCAUCCUGCAGGCAGCUGUUUGUAAGACGGAGAUCGGGUGGAGAAAGGAGGCGUACCACCUGCUGGUGUUCACCACAGACGACGUUCCUCAUCUCGCUCUGGACGGUCGGCUGGGAGGCCUCGUCCAGCCGCACGAUGGAAAGUGCCACCUGAACGAGAAGAACGAGUACAGCGCCUCCACAGAGAUGGACUAUCCGUCUCUGGCUCUUCUGGGAGAGAAACUGGCUGAAAACAACAUCUUUCUCAUCUUUGCAGUGACCAAACGUUUCUAUGUCAUUUAUAAGAAUUUUACUGCCCUCAUACCGGGGACCACAGUAGAAAUCCUGGACCAGGACUCCAAGAAUGUGAUCCAGCUCAUCGUCGCAGCGUACAAUAACAUCCGCUCCAAAGUGGAGCUGUCAGUGUGGGAUCACCCGGAGGACAUCAGCCUUUCCUUCACAGCCACCUGCCAGGAUGGAAAACCCCUGCCGGGCCUCAGGAAGUGUGCCGACCUGAAGAUCGGAGACACGGUGUCCUUCAAUGUGAGCGUGGAGGCGAGGAGCUGCCCUCCCCGCAGCACCGACCAGAGCUUCACGAUCAGGCCGGUGGGCUUCAAAGACCGCCUGGAGGUGUCUGUGGAUUAUCAGUGUGACUGUGACUGCAGCAAGAAAGCCCAAACCAACAGCAGCAUCUGCAGCUCCAUAGGUACAUAUAACUGCGGGAAGUGUCAGUGCGAGCCGGGCUACCUGGGUGCCCGCUGUGAGUGCCAGGAGGGCGAGACCAGCAGCAUGUACCUGAGCGCCUGCAGGGAGGCCGAGGGCAAGCAGAUCUGCAGCGGGAGAGGAGAGUGCAGCUGCAACCAGUGUCUCUGCUUCGAGUCCGAGUUCGGGAAGAUUUACGGGAGCUACUGCGAGUGUGACGACUUCUCCUGCGCCAGACACAAAGGAAUCCUCUGCUCAGGUCACGGAGAGUGUCACUGCGGGGAGUGCAAAUGCCACGCCGGGUUCGUCGGAGACAACUGUAACUGCUCCACGGAGACGUCCACGUGUGUCUCGGACGACGGGCAGAUGUGCAGCGGGAGAGGAAACUGUGUGUGUGGACGCUGUCAGUGCACAGAGCCCGGAGCCUUCGGAGAUACCUGCGAGAAAUGCCCCACCUGCCCCGACGCCUGCGGCACCAAAAGGGAGUGCAUCGAGUGUCGGCUCUUCAACUCAGGACGCCUCGCAGACAACCAGACCUGCCAGCGCCUGUGCAAGGACGAAAUCAUCACAGUGGAGACCCUCAAAACGGAGGAGCCUGGCGCUGUUCUCUGUCUCUUUAAGACGGACAACGAUUGUGUCAUGAAGUUCACGUAUUCUGAGCACGUCAGCGGACAGUCCAUCCUCACGGCGCUCAAAGAGCCAGAGUGUGGAGGUGGUACUGAUGCCAUGAUGGUGCUGCUCGCGGUGGUCGGCAGCAUCCUGCUGGUGGGAGUCAUUCUGCUCGCCGUCUGGAAAACGGUCAUCACCGUCCACGACCGGCGAGAGUUUGCACGCUUCCAGAGCGCACGAUCACGAGCCCGAUAUGAGAUGGCCUCCAACCCGCUGUACAAGCAGCCCGUCUCUACUCACUUUGUGGAAACGGACUUCAGCAUGUACGGGAAGUCUUACAACGGAGGGGUCCACUGAUCCCUCGGCACGGGGCGCGGCAGGACCGGUCCAACUGAACAGAUCCCUGGAGGACAAUGAGGGGGGGGAGGGGGUGGGUGGGGAGGGUGGGGCACAUGAGGUGGAGGGCGGACUGAUCACAUACUCAUCCCUCUGCUCGGGUCACAGAUGAUAAAAGGAGAGACUUUGUGGGAGUGGGGAAUCUGUGGCCUUUUUUUUUCACCUUUUUCUAGAGGACAUUCAGGCCGACCACGGAGACGUGACGGGACGUCUCCUUUCAGACGGCGGUGGAGCGACGAAGCGUGAACUCAUCACUCCUGUUUAGAGAGAGAGAGCGAGAGAGAGUAGAGUUAGUGGUGAGUCUGCAGUUAAAUAAACAAGAUAAAUAAACUCUCUCAUCAUAAAACGCAGAAACAUAACUCCAGCCACAUUAAAGCAUCACUUCCUGUUUGUACGGAGAAGGCGGGACAUCGACUUAUAUUUGUAUAUUUUUAUAAACACUAAAAAUGCCUUUUUUCUUUUUUAGUAUAAACUAUGCACCCGACAAACAGAGACUCUGAACAUGACUCUCACUCCACGUCAGGUCGGAUGAUUUCAAGCACAUUUCUGUCACGGUUGCUAUGACGACGCUGUGGUACUACUAACAUUUACUAAGCAAUACUCUUCUCACCUUCAUUUUGCACAGAGAAUAUUUAGAGUCAGGUGACGUAAAGAUUUACAUUUUCUUUUGUAUUUUGUUUGUAUGUCGUCGUUCUGCUCGGCUCUCCUUCAGUCUGACUCACACGCUGACGAUUCUCCCGCCAGCCUCGCGCCCUUCAAAGUAAAAGUCUGGGGUUACUCUGUAUUUUGUAUUUUUGUAAACAAACGCCAUGAGAAGAAGAAGAAGAAGAAGAAGUCCUCCAAGACAUCAGACUUUUUAGACUGUUUUUUUACAGUGUCUGUGGCAAAGCAGAGGUGAAGCCCCUCCCCCCCCCCCCCCCCCCCCCUGGGCUCUACGUCCAAUCAGAACAAAGAAGCGCGACGUAGCAGAGGCUGCUGGCUCAAACACCCGACAUCAAUAACACAGAUAUUUGGCGUUACAUCAUUUAGCAGCCAACGCUGACUUCAUAGCUAGGGCGGUCAAACUAUUCCAUAUUUAAUCCCCAUUAAUCACAUUCUUAGUUCAUGUUUAAGGCCCCGUGUUCACCUGGCGUUUUUUUUUUUCUGAGCGUCACCGUCUUUUUAAAAAAAAUUGUUUUCAAUGGGUAGAGAGCGUCUGCAGCAGAAAACGGCCGCCUGGAGCAAAAGUGCUGCGCCCAGCGUCUUUAUCGAGCGCUCUGCAGUUUUUCUGCGGCGGCCCCCGAGCGCUCGAGUUGAAAAUCUUUCAACUUUUCAGAAAGGCGCUGUCGACGUCACCGGCGCUCUUUUCAAAAUGUAGUUUAACCUCCUGCAGAUCGUGUCUUGUACCCACAUCCUCCUCGCUCCGAGUCUGAUCGGGAAAUGAAACGAUCUCAGAUAUAAAACAUGCAGUAAAAAGUAACGGAGCAGUGUCGCUCAUACAGCGGCCGUUGAGAGCGGAGAGUUUGUCACGGUGGCGUCGGGACAUCGGCCGGUUGUAGCAGAGGCUUCAAGUUGUUCUUCCCUCGUACAGCGUAACGUCCAAAAUAACCAAAAUAUCGUCUCAGGAAAGAUGCGGCCAAUCAGAGACAAGUGUCUCGUCUUAUUAUGUUUGUUACGGCGCCGCCUCUAGUGUCCGACGCCACAUGCAGCACGUUGUGAAGCGAUCAGAUCUGGUGAUCUUCAGGAGAACAAAGUCUCGUCUUUUCAGUUUCUGAGGUCACUUCAGGGUUAAAGUACAAACUAACCAUCUGCUCUUAGAAGUCGACUGAAAAGAAGGAAAGUGCACGGAAAAGGAAGUCCCGUACCGCUGACAGUGAGCCGUACCCGAGGGGCUCUGAGACCGCCCCCCCCCCCUGACCUCGUCUGUCGUAGCUCGAUGGAUCUCUAGCGUUAAGGACUAAAACAGCGCUCCUAUCCUCCUUUCUUGCGGUUCUCAAGGGUUUUCUAAUCGGCCUUACUGGAGAGGAGGAAGAGGUCACAGCGUGUCUGUUCGAUAAUCAACACACUCUAACGCUGCAACAGUGUUACACCGCCAGCUCGCCGUCCAAAAUGUCGACGUAGUAACGUUCUGCACUAACUUUAUACAUUCUCUAUGAACACUUUGAAUAAAAUGGACGCUCUAUGGAGACGGGCGAUAUUUAAAACCAGCAGCAGCCUCUUUGCCCUCCUCACAUGUUGUUUACUGAGCGCCAUAAUAAGCACCUUGAAGCGUUCUGGUUCUGAUGUCCUUCAGAGUAAAUCACCUCGGACUUCCACUCACACGCAGCACUUUGAGGUUUGGUGGUUUGGUGCUCACACUCUGAUUGGCUGCUACGUUGUAAAGAGGCUGAGAGUCCACCCUGCCUGCAGCGUGGAGAGAGAAGAGGGUGGAAACUCUGAGAAACCUCAAAGGAUAGAUUCAUAAAUCCACCGGCAGGCGUUCCCACAGGAAGAGGCGGGGUCUGAGCUGCCACAGGGAGACGUUGACAGCGAGAGAUGAAGGUGACCCGGAGUCUGUAUGUUUCAGAGAGUGUAAAUAUUCUAACACGGUUUGCACAGUGCCAGAUGAAAUGUGGGGUGAAAUGCUCCCUGCCCAUCCACCCACGCGGUGUUCAGCUCUGACAUCUCCUGUACAGUCGAGAACAUUUUCACACCAACGAGGACUCACUCCACGCCAUGUUUCUGUCAAACACAGAGCAGCAACAAUAAAUCAGCUUACGUCAGAAGUCA